AUGAGCGUCUUGAACGUUAACGAAUCGGUUCGUGUUGACAACGCUAUUAUCAACUCGGAACUUCAUACUCAUCAACCUUAUACCACACGAUUUGGAAACAAUGACGAAAUUCGGAUUCCUAUUCAAGAAGACAUGUGCACCUUACCUUCUCAAAGUCACCUCUAUAUUGAGGGAAAAUUGUUGCGACAAGAUAACACGGUAUCAUUAGGAGCCCGUUUCAUUAACAAUGGAAUCGCAUUUUUAUUUAGCGAAAUUCGUUACGAGAUGAACGGCGUUGUGGUCGAUUCUAUUAGUAAGGUAGGGUUGACCACCACCAUGAAGGGUUUAAUAUCUCUUACACCAAAUGAUGCUGCGAGAUAUGAAAAUUCUGGAUGGUUUCCCACAACCAAUAGUACAAUUGUAAGCCCUACGGGACAUUUUAACGUUUGCCUUCCUUUGGGAAUGCUCCUCGGAUUUGCGGAAGAUUAUCGAAAAGUCGUGCUAAAUAUACGACAAGAACUCGUAUUAAUACGCAGCAAUUCAGAUACAGACGCCGUGUAUUCUGCAACUGCCGACGAGGCUUUGAAGGUUGACAUUGAAAAAAUUUAUUGGAAAGUACCCCAUAUAUUGCCGGCGCUUGCAGAGGAAUUAGCACUCACUAAGUACAUUGACAAAAAUAUAAACACCCAAGUUGCGUUUAGGAGUUGGGAAACUCACGUUUAUCCAGCUCUUCCACAGACCGAUAAACACACGUGGGCAAUAAAAACGGCCACUAGCUUAGAAACUCCUAGAUACAUUAUAUUAGGAUUUCAAACGGGGAGAGAUGGUAAAGUCAAUCAAGACAUGAGUAAAUUCGACCAAUGUGGUAUUGAAAAUGUUCGUGUAUUUCUUAAUACGGAACGUUACCCAUACGAUAAUCUGAAUAUUAAUUACUUAAAUAACCGAUACGCCAGUUUGUAUGAAAUGUACGCAGCAUUUCAAUCGUCCUACUACGAAACUGAAGGUCAACCUUUGCUAACCCCUGACCAGUUCAAACAAAAUGCACCGUUAAUAGUAAUAGAUUGCUCACAUCAAAAAGAUUCUUUGAACUCGAAAGCUGUCGUGCUUCGAGUAGAAUUCGACACGUCGGCCAACGUUGCCGCUAAUACCACAGCGAUGUGUUUGAUUCUUCACGAUAAGGUUUUUACUUACAAUGCAUUAACCAAAGCAGUUAGACAACUGUAG
This is a messenger RNA of Photinus pyralis (common eastern firefly), 1203 nucleotides long. RefSeq lists its product as uncharacterized. The record is from RefSeq and is a predicted model, not a curated record. The coding region runs from base 1 to 1203 and encodes 400 amino acids. Lineage: Eukaryota; Metazoa; Arthropoda; Insecta; Coleoptera; Lampyridae. The transcript has a single exon.